ACUGCCAUUGUUCCAUCACCGUCGCUCCGAAACCCUAAACCCUCAUUUCCUCCGGGAGCAGCUUACGUCAUCAACCGCUCUGGGCUACAUGGCUUGUAUGCGAAAUGGCAGAAAUGCCCUCCGUCAGAUCAUCAACAACGUCCAUUCUUCCGAGUCGGAGCGCAUGAUGAAUCCGCUGGUCUUCGCUUGCCAAGGAGUCCGGCAUAGAAAAUUGGAAGUGAUUUUGACGACGAAUGUAGAUAAGCUCGGCAAGGCCGGUGAGACUGUGAAGGUUGCGCCGGGGCAUUUUCGCAACCACUUGAUGCCGAAAUUGCUUGCUGUACCCAACAUUGACAAGUAUGCAUAUCUAAUCCGGCAGCAGCGAAAGAAUGCGCCGUUGGAAGAGGAGGAGGAGAAGGAGGAGGUUAAAGUGGUUACUGUGUCGGAGGAAGUUAAGAUGAAAGAGUAUGAAAAGGCAGCAAAGCGUCUGGAGAAUGCUCGUCUGGUGUUGCGGAGGGCCAUUAAUCUUGAAAGGUUCAGGACACGCGCAACAAAGGAGGAUCCUAUAGAAUUGCGAUCUGUUGUGACCAAGGAGGAUAUUGUGGCUGAGGUGGCAAGGCAGCUUUGUAUUGGCUUAGAACCUGACAAUGUGCAUCUACCAUCUCCAUUGUCAACCGUGGGAGAGUAUGAGGUACCACUGCGCCUUCCGAGAUCCAUCCCUUUGCCUGCAGGGAAGGUUCAGUGGACACUUAAUGUUAAAAUCCGAUGUGCAUAAGCAUUGGUCUUUUUCAACUCGGUUCUCUCAGAAUGUCUUCUUCUAGCUCACAGUUUUGGUUUUUGUAAUCUGAGAAUUGUUGUAGUGGCUGUUGUACUUUGGAAUCAAAAACAUCCCCAUAGUAGUAAAACCAUGUUGCUUCAAGGAUC
This is a messenger RNA of Fragaria vesca subsp. vesca, 903 nucleotides long. RefSeq names its product 50S ribosomal protein L9-like. Gene Ontology annotation, molecular function: structural constituent of ribosome. Gene Ontology annotation, biological process: translation. Bases 89 to 754 code for a protein of 221 amino acids. Lineage: Eukaryota; Viridiplantae; Streptophyta; Magnoliopsida; Rosales; Rosaceae. Gene Ontology annotation, cellular component: mitochondrion; ribosome. The transcript is spliced from 6 exons. The record is from RefSeq and is a predicted model, not a curated record.